Messenger RNA from Salvelinus namaycush (lake trout), 3001 nucleotides. RefSeq names its product arf-GAP with Rho-GAP domain, ANK repeat and PH domain-containing protein 3-like. Gene Ontology annotation, biological process: signal transduction. Bases 1 to 1818 code for a protein of 605 amino acids. The record is from RefSeq and is a predicted model, not a curated record. NCBI's taxonomy places the organism in Eukaryota, Metazoa, Chordata, Actinopteri, Salmoniformes, Salmonidae. The transcript is spliced from 14 exons.
AUGUUACACAGUCUGGGUCAUGAGGGGAUCUACAGGAAGAACGGAGCCACGUCCAGGAUCAAGCUACUGAUGGAGGAGUUCAGGAAUGAUGCUCGUAACGUCAAGCUCCGGAUCGGGGAUAACUUCAUAGAGGAUGUGACUGACGUGUUGAAGAGGUUCUUCAGGGAGAUUGACGACCCCAUCUUCAUGGCUGACCUGCAUCAGCUAUGGAAGGAGGCUGUCAGAACAGCCAAGGAUAAGAACCAGCGUCUGGACAGAUACAAGGAGAUCAUCCGUAGUUUACCUAAAAUCAACAGGACUACCCUGGCUGCUCUCAUCAGUCACCUCUACAGGGUUCAGAAGUGUGCAGACCUGAACCAGAUGUGUACCAAGAACCUGUCGCUGCUGUUCGCCCCCAGCCUCUUCCAGACAGACGGAAAAGGAGAACACGAGGUGAAGAUCGUUGAAGACCUCAUAGACAACUACCUGUAUGUCUUUGAUAUUGAUGAGGAGCAGCGGACCCAGAUAGAACUGGAGCUCAGCCUCAUCACCACCUGGAAGGACACACAGCUGUCUCAAGCAGGUGAUCUGAUCAUAGAAGUGUACCUGGAGAAGAAGAUGGCAGACUGCUGCAUCACUCUCAAGGUAUCUCCAACCAUGGGUGCUGAGGAGUUGACUAACCAGGUCCUGUACAUGAGGAACAUCCCAGCAGGAGAGAAGGACGUGUGGCUGACGUUCGAGACCAUAGAGGAAGGACAACUGGAGCGCCCCCUACACCCCAAAGAGAAGGUGCUGGAGCAGGCGCUACAGUGGUGUAAAAUGGCUGAUCCUAGUUCAGCUUACCUGGUGGUGAAGAGAGUUCCCAAAGGAGAGGGCAUCAACAUCCUCACUGCCUACGAGAGUGAGAUAAUGAAGAUGGGAGUUCUGAAGUGUCGUGAAGAGCCUCCCAAACUCCUCCACGGAAAAGUCUUUCAGGAACACACCUUUCAGAUCAAAGACCACAAGCUGCUCCUGCUGAAGGACAAAAAGAGCGUCAAGCCUGAAAAGGAAUGGCCUCUGAAGUCUAUGAAGAUCUACAUGGGAAUUCGAAAGAAGCUGAAACCCCCAACUCGAUGGGGCUUUACUCUCAUGAUGGAAAAACAGCAACUGUACCUUUGUUGCUUUUGUGAGUCCGACCUAUGGGACUGGGUCACCAAUUUCCUCAAAGCACAGAAUGAUGACCCCCGACCUCCGGUGUUGAGGCGUCACUCCUCCUCAGAUAUCUCCAAACAGAAGUUUGGGACCAUGCCCCUAGUACCAAUCAGAGGGGACGGACACGAGAGCAACUCUACCAUGCUGUCAGCCAAUCAGACUCUGCGAAAGCUUCACGCUAGAAGGACUCUCUCCAUGUUCUUUCCCAUGAAGGUGCAGCAGGACUCGUUCGAGGAGCAUCCAGAGCCAGAACCCCCAGAACCCCCAGAGCCCCUGUAUGAGGAAGUAGGAGACUUCGGCCUGCAGGUCCUCAAGUCCCUGGAGACCAGCUUCCUCUCCAACAACACCUCAGAGACACAGGAGGUCCCUGACAAGCCCCUGAGCCUCAUCCUGGGCCCUCGGAAGACAGGCUCCCUGGACCGCAUGAUCGGCCCCAACCCGGUUCACUCUCUGGGGCUGGGAGGAGAGGGUCUGCUGCCCCCUGCUGGUUCUCUGGAUACCCUGGUCCUGGGUGGAGGAGGGGACCUCCAGGAGUUUCCCCACCCAGCGCCGAGGAGGAGGCAGCAGCACAGGCCCUGUACCCCCUCUCAGGAGCUGCUCCUCCAGGAACUGUCCUCCGUCUUCACCAAGAAGACAGAGAAUGAGUAGAAACUGCCGAGAGAGAAGAACGUCAUCUGAGGAGAAGAAGAGAUGCGUGCACUUGUAUUGUAGACCCAGGCCAGACAGACGGAAGACUGUAACAGCAUGGGAGUACGGACACAACCCAUUUGUUUGGGUGGUGUGUCAAAAAUACAUAAUCAGAUAGGAAUAAGCAUUUACUUGUGUUUUAUCCUACAAACUACUAACUGUUCUUCAAUCACUGGUAUGUACAGAUCCGUUUUAUAUUGAACAAUGCUUAUUGGAUUAUAACAUCCUUGCUAAUUUCUUAAGCUAUGAACUAUGGGGGAUACCUUUUUUUGUAGUUUUUUUUCAUAGUUUACUAAACCUUGAGUGAGAAGAGAAAUGGAUGCUUCUCUCAUGUCUGGUGGUGAUGCAUUAGGCAUUAAACUGUUUUUGUUUUGUUUUAAACAACUGGAUUUUAAAUAGAAAUGUGUUACUGUCUCUAUGUAUUAAUUUAUUUUCAAGAAUAUUUUAUCAAUUUUGUUGUUUUUUUAUUUUUAUAAAAGCUGUGAAAGUAACAAAAGCAGAGUUUUACUUCAAGACAGCCCCAGAUAUUCCAGAGUGUUGCGACACUGUCUGGCCAGAAGGUGGCAGUAUGGACGAACUAUCUUCUAUCUAGACAGCCCCAGAUAUUCCAGAGUGUUGCGACACUGUCUGGCCAGAAGGUGGCAGUAUGGACGAACUAUCUUCUAUCUAGACAGCCCCAGAUAUUCCAGAGUGUUGAUACACUAUCUGGCCAGAAGGUGGCAGUAUGCUACACCGUCUUUUAGAUAGUACAAAUGGAAUCUUAGUUUUAUUCACCAUGCACAACCACUGUAUGGUGUGAAUACAGCCAAAUAUAAUGAUUGUUAGUGGCACUACAUUUAAAUAUUCUGAAUUGAUGUUUGCACUACUAAGUCUAUUGCUUUUACAUUAAUAUGUCAUAUUCAAGAUAUCCUCCCUUUUUCAUCAAUCUAAAUAGACAAUAAGAUAUUCCAAUUUGACUGCCUUUGCCAAGUGUCUAUAGUGUGUUAUAAUGCAUUUGCCUGCAUUGUCGUCCAUUCGUUUUAUUCUUACUGUAAAUAUUGUACAUUAUUCUGUGUGCUUAUACCCUUUCAAUAUUCAUUAUGCAGUAUUUCACUUUGUUGUCGCUACAUGAAGGUCUAUAUUAAAUAUGAUAUUUUUAGUUUUA